Molecule: messenger RNA, 867 nt
Organism: Protobothrops mucrosquamatus (brown spotted pit viper)
Lineage: Eukaryota; Metazoa; Chordata; Lepidosauria; Squamata; Viperidae
Gene: STPG3
Product: sperm-tail PG-rich repeat containing 3
Exons: 7
Source: RefSeq, a predicted model, not a curated record
AUGGAAUCUCAGAAGAAACACAUCAAGUUUAUGGCUCAGAAAUACUUGGACAGCAGCCAGAAAAAGACCCCUCAAACAUCAUCCAUGUAUAAAAGGCAGGUACAAUCGGGUCAUCGAGGCAGAGAAACUAGUGGGACCCCCUUAUUCCCAGACAUUCAUGGUGGAAAGAUAAACAGUAAGUAAACAAAAGCCCAAGGCCGGAUGCAGUUCCUAUUGAACACGGACAGUCCUGGCCCAGCAGCGUACUCACCUCCCACGAUGGCCUGCAGAGAGACUAUCGCCCCGUCCUACACGUUUGGUUGGAAGACCCCCCCUCGAGAAGGCGGAGGGCGCCGCGCGUGGCAAAAGUCUUGGUUCAUGAGCAACAAUCCCUUCUGGAGGAAAGUGGACUUUAACACCGAAACCAACUGGCCUUCUCCUUCACAGUACGGUCAACUCUUAGGAACUAAAUCUGCCAACCGGCCAAACACCCCAAAUUUCACCUUCGGCCAGAGGGGCGAGUUGUCUUUGAUCAACAAAGGCACCGUAGAUGAACCAAGCCCCAAUCAAUAUAACAUCGAACGUGCCUACACGCUUAUGCUUCACCGGUCACCAUCCAUCAUCAUCAACCCUGUCCCAGUCACUCUGUUCAGAUGGGUUGAAAAAGAGGGGACUCCAGGUCCAGGGGCUUACAACGUAGACAAAGGGUACAACGCUCGUUUGCCCAGGUGCCCAGGCUUCUACAUCCAAGGUGUGAGACGGCCAAAGAAGCACGAAACAGGCCCAUUUUCAACACUGUGAAGCUACCACCAACAACAGAACUAGUCUGGGCUCCUUCCCACUCCGUUUCUGCUCCUUGUAAUAUCUGUGGGCUGCUUGCGGUUAAUA